Molecule: messenger RNA, 886 nt
Organism: Sinocyclocheilus grahami
Lineage: Eukaryota; Metazoa; Chordata; Actinopteri; Cypriniformes; Cyprinidae
Gene: dck
Product: deoxycytidine kinase
Exons: 6
Coding region: 116-886 (256 amino acids)
Biological process (GO): nucleobase-containing compound metabolic process
Cellular component (GO): mitochondrion; cytoplasm
Molecular function (GO): ATP binding; deoxycytidine kinase activity
Source: RefSeq, a predicted model, not a curated record
UUUGAACGCAGCUGUUUCCGGUGGGAGGAACCUGAAGUUUAAGCGCCAGAAUUUAAUGUUCCGCCUGUUUCUCUGAGUGUUAUUGUACAUUUCUGCAAUAUUGCAUGAAGAUAAAAUGUCUCCCACAGCCAAAAGAGCCUGUCCCAGUCCUCUGAACGACAGCCUGGAGAAAAGACUGAAACGCAUCUCCAUUGAAGGCAACAUUGCUGCGGGUAAAUCCACUUUUGUUCGCCUGCUGGAGGAAUAUGAUCGAGAAUGGGAGGUAGUACCGGAGCCCAUCGCUAGAUGGUGCAAUGUACAAACUCAGCACAACGAGCACGAGGAAUUGAGCACCUCUCAGAAGAGUGGAGGAAACGUGCUGCAGAUGAUGUACGAGAAGCCCGAGCGCUGGGCCUACACCUUCCAGAGCUAUGCCUGCAUGAGCCGCAUCCGCUCGCAGAUCAGAUCCACCAACGGAAAGCUGCGAGAGGCCGAGAAUCCGGUGCAGUUCUUCGAACGAUCCGUGUACAGCGACAGGUACAUCUUUGCCUCUAACCUCUAUGAAAGUGAGUGUGUGAAUGAAACCGAGUGGGCGAUCUAUCAGGACUGGCACAGCUGGCUGCAUAAGCAGUUUGGGAAGCACAUUGAGCUGGACGGCAUCAUUUACCUGCGGGCAAAACCAGAAAGGUGUUUGGAGCGAUUGCAUUUGAGAGGAAGAGACGAGGAACAGGGAAUUCCACUGGAAUAUCUGGAGAAACUCCACUAUAAACAUGAGUGCUGGUUACAGCAAAGGACUAUGAGUAUGGAGUUUGAGUAUCUGAAUGAAGUGCCGGUUCUUACCCUGGAUGUCAAUGACGAUUUUAAAGACAACAAGAUCAAGUGUGCUGAUAUGAUUGAGAAGGUAUGA